GGAGCGUAGGCUGACUGGUGAAAAAUGCAAAAUGACAUAUAGCAAAUGUUGGAGCAUAAUUCAUUCACGUUUUCGGAUCAAAUAUUGAAUUUAAUCACAUCAUUGGAGCUCCAAUGUAACGAUCUCGUGCUAGACCUGGUACGUGAAGGUGGAUUUUUUUGUAUAUUUCAAUUUAUGAAAUACCACAUUUGCAGAGGAAAAAUAUUGGCCACACCAACAUGGGGCUGUGCUACAGUUUGCGUCCCCGGCUCUUCGGGGACCUGAGCGGGUCUAUUUCAAACGCUACCUCGGACUCGGAUCAGCCGCCAGACCCAGCUGUACCUUGCCGAGCCGGGGGAACUCGUCAAGAGGACACAGGGGGUUAUGGCGAGACUUCGUCGCUCCGAGACGGUAGCAGCCAAGUACGCCAUGGGGACACAGUCAAGCUCCCGCCCAGGGAGCCCCGCGGUAGAGACAACACGGGCACCGAUGUAGUGCUCAUACAGAACGGAGGCGGAGUAGGCAAGGGAACGGGCAAGGACCGCAGUCGACGAAUACAGCUGCUGCAGAAAACAACCAGCACCCAAAAACAGAAAAACUGGGACAAACUGCUGGUGGAGGAGAAGGAGGCCGAGAGGGAGGCGAAGAAAAUCAGCAAGAACAUUGACAGGGCGUUAAAGGAGCUCAAACGGGAGUACAAACAGACACAUCGGCUGCUAUUACUGGGUGCUGGAGAGUCGGGGAAAAGUACUAUUGUGAAGCAGAUGAGGAUUCUACACGUCAAUGGCUUUAACGCAGAAGAAAAGAAACAGAAAAUUCAAGAUAUUCGGAAAAACGUGAAGGAUGCGAUAGUGACGAUCGUGUCAGCCAUGAGCACUUUGAUACCCCCUGUCUCUCUCGCCAACCCCGAAGACCAGUUCAGAAUCGAAUACAUCAAAAGCAUAGCUCCUCUCUCGGACUUUGACUACACACAGGAGUUCUUUGAUCAUGCCAAGAAGCUGUGGGAUGACGAGGGAGUGAAGGCGUGCUUCGAGAGAUCCAACGAGUACCAGCUCAUCGACUGUGCACAAUAUUUCCUGGACAGAAUUGACUCAGUAAGACAAGGAGACUACAGUCCCACAGACCAGGACCUGCUACGAUGCAGAGUGUUAACGUCAGGGAUAUUCGAGACGCGAUUCCAAGUAGACAAAGUCAACUUUCAUAUGUUUGAUGUAGGUGGCCAGAGAGAUGAGAGGAGAAAAUGGAUCCAAUGCUUUAAUGAUGUGACUGCUAUCAUCUUUGUGGUUGCCAGCAGCAGCUACAACAUGGUUAUACGAGAAGACAACAACACCAACAGGCUACGGGAAGCCCUGGAUCUCUUCCGCAGUAUCUGGAAUAACAGGUGGUUACGCACCAUAUCGGUCAUACUGUUUCUGAACAAGCAGGACAUGUUGGCCGACAAAGUAUUAGCUGGGAAAUCCAAAAUCGAAGACUACUUUCCGGAAUAUUCUCGCUACACCAUACCCAACGAAGCGACUCCUGAACCCGGCGAAGACCCAAAAGUAACAAGAGCUAAGUUCUUCAUCCGAGACGAGUUCCUGAGGAUCAGCACAGCCAGUGGAGAUGGCAGACACUACUGCUACCCCCACUUCACCUGUGCUGUGGACACGGAGAACAUCAGGAGAGUCUUCAACGACUGUCGCGAUAUCAUUCAGAGGAUGCAUCUGAGGCAGUACGAACUCUUGUGAUGGGAUGGACAGACACACACACACACAGUACAGACACACACACACACACACACACACACACAGUACAGACGCAAACACACACACAGCUCCGUCAAGCCUUCUGGGAUUUUAUUCAACCAUUCUGCAUCCUCAACCCAAACCCGACCCUGCCCCCCCCCCCCCCCCGCCCCUCUAUGAAGUACUACUGAAGUCUGUCAUCCUAUUUUUCCUCUUUUUGGAAAACGUGUCCUUUUGUUGGAGACUGUUUCAUCCCUCCUUUUCACUGAUAGGAAGGAAGGAAGGAAGGAAGGAAGGAAGGAAGGAAGGAAGGAAGGAAGGAAGGAAGGAAGGAAGGAAGGAAGGAAGGAAGGAAGGAAGGAAGGAAGGAAGGAAGGAAGGAAAACAAAACGUUUUGGGUGUUUUCCUUUUUCUCUCUUGAAUGCCUUGAUUUGAUUUGUAACAUUCCACUAAGCCUGAGGCUGACUCCUCCUCCUUCUCACAUUCUGUUCUGUCAUUGGACUGGACUGAACUGGGCUGGAACUGGACAAGACUGGGUAGCUGGGCAGGUGGUGAUGUUUGGAUGUGAGAAGAGACCCCCCCCCCCCCCCCCCAGCAAGACCUCAUUUUAGAGGCAGUGUCGGUGUGUCUGUUUGAGAAGAGACCCCCCCUACAAGACCUCAGCGUAGAAGCAGUCACCUGCAAGUUGGAGCUGGCAUCACCCCCUGACCCCCCCCCCCCAUCCUUCUACUUCUCCUCUCUGACAUGACAGACAACUUGAUGAGGAGGACGAGACAGAUGAAGACGAAGAGAGAAUGCACUUUUGUAUCAGGUUGCUUAAUACCUUAUUUUUUGAGGAAGUAUAAACACAAUGUAGCAUCAAAAUAUUUAUAACUCUGUUUUACACUGUAUAGUGUUGCGAGUUGCAGGUGGACUAAAGGAUGGAGAGACUCUGGCCUCCUGUUGUGUGAGGUCUUGAAGGACUGAUACAGGAUGGUGGUAGAGAGAAAGGAGAGAGAGAGGGGGGGGGGGGG
This is a messenger RNA of Oncorhynchus nerka (sockeye salmon), 2716 nucleotides long. RefSeq names its product guanine nucleotide-binding protein G(olf) subunit alpha. The record is from RefSeq and is a predicted model, not a curated record. Gene Ontology annotation, molecular function: G-protein beta/gamma-subunit complex binding; GTPase activity; G protein-coupled receptor binding. The transcript is spliced from 11 exons. The coding region runs from base 219 to 1706 and encodes 495 amino acids. NCBI's taxonomy places the organism in Eukaryota, Metazoa, Chordata, Actinopteri, Salmoniformes, Salmonidae. Gene Ontology annotation, cellular component: heterotrimeric G-protein complex. Gene Ontology annotation, biological process: adenylate cyclase-activating dopamine receptor signaling pathway; sensory perception of chemical stimulus.